Austrofundulus limnaeus is the source of this 7775-nucleotide messenger RNA. RefSeq names its product tet methylcytosine dioxygenase 2 (gene tet2). Gene Ontology annotation, molecular function: DNA 5-methylcytosine dioxygenase activity. The record is from RefSeq and is a predicted model, not a curated record. Gene Ontology annotation, cellular component: nucleus. Gene Ontology annotation, biological process: positive regulation of transcription by RNA polymerase II; chromosomal 5-methylcytosine DNA demethylation, oxidation pathway; myeloid cell differentiation. NCBI's taxonomy places the organism in Eukaryota, Metazoa, Chordata, Actinopteri, Cyprinodontiformes, Rivulidae.
GGGGGAAAGAAAACCUGUCUCUUUGUGUGAGAAGAACUGAACAAGAAAGUGAUUUUUGUUUUUCUUUUUUGAGUUUGUCCCCAAACUCUUCUAGCCUCUUACGGCUGCAGCUACAUUUGUUUGCUUCAUGUGCCAGAGCUGCCUCACCACAGAGUGACAUAUGAGUGUACUUCUUCUCAAGCCGGCAAAACAGCGACACCCGGGCUGCUCCUGACGAUGAGAGCCAACGUCAGGCUGGUUUCCAUGAAUAUUGAUGUGGAGGAUAGACUGUUUCAUAGAACAGAAGGAGGCAAGAUGGCUGCCCUUUAGGAUUUGUUAAAGAGGCGAUCCAGACGGUUUGUUGGAAUUUCUACAAAGUGGAGGGACAUAAAAAGAAGGGGGUAAAAAGGGCAGCCUUGUGUAUGGACUCUGAGCAAGCCAGAUGGAAACAGAACAGGCCAAACAUGAGACGGAAGAAAGUCUGAUGUUAGGACAUUUUGGGACUUGUAACUUUUCUCCUAAACUCCAGAAUGGAGCUCAGUCUUCAGAAGAAGAUUCUCUGCAGAUCACUGAAGACACAAAUUGGAUUACACACUCAGCACAUUACAAACCUAACAAAGGCAUCAGCUCUGUAAAGAGAUACAGGGAGAACUGUGACAUACGUGCAUCAGAACAGCGCUUGUGCAAGAUGAAUGGAGAUUUGACAAAUGGAGAGUUGAAUCACGCACACACUGAGCAGUCCUUAUUGGUUCAUCAGCCCAAGAAAAUGAAAGUUGAUGUUGAAAAUAGAGAUAAUGUUGACACAAGUUAUAAUUUGGUAAAUAACUUUUCUGAAUCGGAAAGCAGUUCCCAAUGGACAGAGACCAGUUUUGAUAAAAGGAACUUUCAUAUUCCUAAUGGAGAUAUUUUUUGUUUACCACAAAAUAAACAAGUUUCAAAUGGUGCUGUGUCAUCUUCCUCAACCAUAGAAAGCACUCCAGGUAAUCUGUUGGAGAAAACACUGUCUCAGUAUUACCCUGAACAAGUGUCAAUUGCACCACAGACAUCUGGGUCACAGUUGGAUACUGUGAAUGAUUCACUGACCAAUCAGUUGUCCAGUGAAGGUGCUCAGCCAACUGCUUUAACCUCAGGAUUUCAAACCAACUCAUCCCACAUGACUGACUCCCAGCAACAGCAGUCUGGAUCAGCUACAAAUGCUGAAGGUGACAACAGAUAUAACUCUGUCAAUUAUUCAGUGAAUGGAUAUUCCCACAACUUUGAAUUAGACCGCCAGCAGCAACAACACCAUCAUCUGCAACAACCACAAUCUUACUCUGGUCGGGAGUUGGAUUUGGGGCCACUGCCAGACAUGGUUCCACCUUUACAUAAUGCCAAUAGCUCACAACAUCCCAAUGGUGGACCAUGUUUUCCAAAUGACACAAAUCCUCAAGGGAACUAUACAGGAGCCCGCCAGGAGUUUAACCCCAGCUCUUUUGUGAAGCACAGUAAAUCUCUUCAUACAACAGAGGCAGGUGGAUACGGAUCCUUUCACAACUCCGAGAUACAGGAGAAUAAACAAAGCGAAAAACCUGGAACUGGUCAAACUCUGCAACCAUGUGGAAGUCAGACUCAGAACUUUCAAGAAAAUGUUGGAAAACAACACCGACCUGAUGGUGUGGGUCACAUGGGCCCUGGUCUCAAACAGCCACACCACAUUAGGAAGGAAAAUGGUAUGGAGAACACUCAACAGAGGGCUAAUAUAUCAUGCUCAACUCCCACCCAGACAGGUUGGAUAGAUAACAGUCCUUUACGAUCCCAUCAGCAACCAACAAAUGGCCCAUUAUCUCAUACACAAGAACAAAACAUGUGGAAGGGCUUCUCUGGUAAACCUCAGCCAGAACGGCAGACAGACAGUCCCCAAGUUUGCAGUCAGUUAUUAGAUCCAAACUCAGUGCAGCAAUACAGGGGAACACAAACACAGGGAGUUUUCACAGAUAGCAGCCAAAGGCCUAACAGUUCACAACAAAAACAGCAAGACUGUCUACCAUCACAUGGUGCUUCAAUGCAGCACAAUACUGCCCCUGAGUGGCAGCAGUUGAAUCUUAAAACACCUCAUAUACAGCAAAUAUUGCUCCAAAAAAGUCCAGAGCAAAGAAACUUCACUCAAAAUCAGCAAGCAGAAAACUGUUACCAAUCCCAGAGGGAACCAGAGCACUUUUGUGAGAAUAAUGAAUUACAAGACAUAUUGUCAGCAGGUUUUGUAACAACACAGCAGCAGCAAAAAGAUCAGCAGCUCUGUCUUCGACGUCCACUGUCUCAUCCACCACAAUUUGAAGGGCAACAACUUAAGUCUCCCAAUUACAGACCUCACAGUCAGCCUCCGCCAGGUUCACAGCUUCAAACAGACCAACCUCUUAGAAACAAUUCAGCUCAACCCAACAACCAAGACAUCCAUCCCAUCGGCCACCCACCAGUCACUUACAACAACACAACAGAGACACAACAACCACAACCUCAAAAGCAGUACUUUACAGACUCGAGCAGCAAGAACCUCAAACAAUUUCAACCACAGCAGUCUAACAACCACUGCCACGAGACCAACCAAGUGGACUUUCCCCAUACCGUUACACAGUCUCAACCGCACUUACCACAAGGUCUGGUAAACCAGCAGGUGACAUCGCAGAUGUAUCUCAAAUUAGAACAGCAGAUGAAGGCUUUUUGCACUCAGUUCCAAAUGGGACCUCAACCAGUGGGUUCCCACAGAGACUCUCAGAGGCAAGCUCUGCGUCUACACCUAUUACUAAAGCAGGACCGUCACAGUUCCCCUCACCCCCUUCAAGGCUCUAGUGAUCCCAAACAAGUCCCUAGAGGUGUGAAAAUAGAAAACGGGCCCAGAUUUGAGUCGCCUGCUUCACGGCAGCAGGAACAGCUGCUGCAAAUGAGAGAGCCAGGCAUGGGUGGAAUUCAUAUUAAGCAGGAAAAUCAACAGUUUCUGUGUGUUGAAAACAAGAAGCAGGGAAGCAUCCUGUCAUCUAUGGAGCAAAGUCUGAGGCAGUACCAGUUUUCACCUGUGUCUGAGAAAAAAUCUGAUGUGUUCAACUCAUUGAAUAAAGUCAAGGUGGAGUCCUCAGGUCCUGUUACAGUCCUGUCAACCAACACACACAUAAAUGGGAUAGACUCAUCAGCAGGGACCUCAUCCUCUGUAGCUCAGAAAAAAAUGCUUGAUUCCACUCCUAAGAAAGAACAACUUCUCAAAAGUUUCUUAGACUCUCCCAUCAAGCUAUUGGAUACACCUAUAAAGAAUCUUUUGGAUACUCCCAUGAAAACACAGUAUGAAAUUCCAUCAUGCCACUGUGUUGAUCAAAUUAUUGAGAAGGAUGAAGGCCCAUAUUACACUCACCUGGGCUCAGCACCUACGGUUGCUGGCAUUCGAGAAGAGAUGGAGAAAAGGUCAGGCCUAACUGGUCAUGCCAUCAGAAUUGAAAAAGUCAUCUACACCGGCAAAGAAGGAAAAAGCACACAAGGUUGUCCCAUAGCCAAAUGGGUGAUACGUCGAUCCAGUGAAGAAGAAAAACUAUUGGUCUUGGUGCGUGAACGUAUAGGUCACAGAUGUGACACUGCCUGCAUCAUAGUUGUAAUCUUGGUUUGGGAAGGCAUCCAGCCCAGUCUGGCUGACCACCUCUACCUCGAGCUGAGUGAAACUCUAACAAAACAUGGAGCCCUCACCCAGAGACGUUGUGCUUUUAAUGAAGAGAGGACAUGUGCAUGCCAGGGAUUAAACCCUGAAGCCUGUGGAGCAUCUUUCUCUUUUGGCUGCUCCUGGAGCAUGUACUACAACGGCUGCAAGUUUGCCCGAAGCAAAAUUCCAAGAAGGUUUAAGCUGUUAGUAGAUGAUGCCAAAGAGGAAGAAAAAAUUGAGAGAAAUUUUCAAAAUUUAGCAACCUUACUGGCUCCUUUGUAUAAAACUAUGGCACCUGAAGCCUAUGGAAACCAGAUAGAAUAUGAACAUAGAGCACCAGAUUGUCGUUUGGGACUCACAGAGGGUCGCCCCUUCUCUGGGGUCACUGCUUGCAUGGACUUUUGUGCCCAUGCUCACAGAGACCUCCACAACAUGCAGGGUGGCAGCACUGUGGUUUGUACAUUAACAAGACAAGAUAAUCGAGAAAUUGGAAAGAUACCAGAGGAUGAGCAGCUUCAUGUCUUACCUCUUUAUAAGGCUUCUAACACUGAUGAAUUUGGAAGUGAGGAGGGCCAGCAGGAAAAAAUAAAGGCAGGGGCCAUCCAAGUCCUCAGUGCCUUCCGCCGCCAGGUGCGCAUGCUUGCAGAGCCUGCCAAGUCUUGCCGGCAGAAGAAACUAGAUGCAAAAAAGGCAACUGCCAACAAGAAUGCCAUGCUGGAAAGCUCUAAUGAUAAGGCAGAAAAAGCCCUCCAGACCAAGUUAAAAGCAGGCACUUAUGAGAAUACUGUUCAGAGCGCUCUACUGGCAGGUGCUGUGGGAGCAACCCUACCGUCGGGUCAUCCAUCAUACCCUCUUGGGGCCCACCCACAACACAUACAGCAACAACAGCACCAGGGUGUAUUUUCUCCUUACCCUGUCGCAACAAAUGCUGCAGUCACAAGGUUCUCCAACCAUCAUGGGCCUUUUCCAAGCACUUCCAAGCCAGGCAGCAUGUUUAACCCUCAGCCACCUUCACCAGCUAGCCCUUACCUUUCUACGUUUCAUGUACCAAACUCUUAUAUGAAUGGGUCAAAUCGUCCAUACCAAAGUCCCCAGUGUAAUGGAGGAUUGCCCAUUGACAACUACCAUCCACUCUAUGCUUCAAGCCAAAAGCAGUCGGACAUGUACGGACAGCAGCGGGCAACACUUUACGCAGAGCAGCAGUAUGGUGUACAUCGUUUUAAUGUCAAUUAUCCACAAAGAUACAGUGAAGCAGGUUUACAAGUCAAUGGUUACAAUACCAUACGACCAACUCAACCCAUGACUCAUUAUGGCCCCUAUGGUCCUAACAGGACUCAAUUUAUUGACCCCCUCUUAAAAGCACCCUCUGCCCCUGCAGGCAUUGCUUUAGGCAAAGGCCAUCAGUUUGGAGAAUACUCAAAUCCAUAUCUGCCUCAGAGCCCACAUGUCCUACCUCCGGGUCAAGAUCCUUUCCAUAUGCAAAUCAAGACAGAGUCGGGUGCGCCAGGCCCACAAAUUUUUGCAGCUCAGCUUAAUGCUGGGUGUUUAAAUCCUGAAACACAAUCCGAUCUGGGUCGGCCUAAUGGGGGUAUUUUGAGCUCUAAUAUUAAGCAGGAGCCUGGAACUCCACAAACACCUACAACUCCACAAAAACCUGAGAUGUGGUCAGACAAUGAGCACAAUUUCUUAGACCCUGACAUUGGAGGUGUUGCCGUUGCACCAAGUCAUGGCUCAGUCCUCAUUGAAUGUGCAAAACGGGAGCUCCACGCCACAACUCCCCUUAAAAAUCCAGAUCGAAACCACCCGACUCGCAUCUCCUUAGUGUUCUACCAGCAUAAGAAUCUGAAUGAGGCAAAGCAUGGGUUGGCGAUGUGGGAAGCUAAGAUGGCAGACAAGGCCCGAGAGAAAGAGGAAGAGGCAGAAAGGAAUGGUGGUGAGGGGACACCCAGCAAGGGCAACAAAAAGGGGGUGAAGCGUGAGCAUUCUGACUCAACAGAGACCACUGGGGAACCUCCAUACAAGCGUUUUAUUAAGGCACUAAUGGAAGGAUCCUCAUCAUGCACAACUAACACAUACGCCAUGACAACCCCAUAUGCAUUCACCAAGGUCACAGGGCCUUACAACCAGUUUGUGUAGAAAACAACAGAUUACCCUGACCACAGACAGAGGCCUAUCAACUGCCCUAUCUUACAUGGAAAAACAUGUACCUGUGAUGGGACAUAGACUUUUACAGCAGGUUUUUCCACUUCUUUCACAACCAAACCUACACAAGGAUGUUUUUGUUUCAAAUUAGCAAUUUUUGCAGCGUACACAAAAAAAUCUGUGGUGCUUUCAGUUUGAUAGAUGAGGAUCUAUUUUAGCUGGACACAAAGUUUCAUUUUUUGUGAUUUUUAUUUUUCUUACAAAACUUUGGAGACUUUGCAAAAACAAAACACUGACUUAGUAAACAACGGUCAUGGUGCUAAAGUCUAUGCUUUUACCAUUUAUUUCAGUUUAAAUGCCUUUACACUAAAACCACAAUACACUCUACAAGUGACACUCAUUUAACUUCUGUGAAUGGGACACUGACAGUAUCAUGCCUGUCAAAUCAUGAGCAUCAGAGUUUUUGAAAAAUCAGUGUUUCUUAAAGCACUUUUGGAUCAGUAGGAAAAAAUGUUUUGUAAUACUUAAAAAAGGUUAUCCAUGAAUUUAUAAAAGUUUUGUAUUUACAAUCCUCAAUGCUAUUUUAAAUACACAAAACAUUUUUUUAAACUGUCAUUAUGUUGGUGCUUUUAUCACUUAUGGAUGCUGUUUUACUGUAAAAUUGAGCCAUUUGUAUGGUGCAUUUUUAAACCUUUUGAGACAAAAAAAAUAAUUUUUCAUUUCAUUUGACUUGGUUGUCAACAACAGUUUUUAAUGUUCCUUCUAGCAGGUUCUCAGAACACCCUGCCUUGUGAUUAUUACACAUAGUUGUAUGUCUGUGGUGCUCAGUAAAUGUGCUUUUAAUACACUGAGGGACACAAAACGGGGUAAUCUCAGUGUCAGGUUCAGAGGGCAGCUGGUUUGUUGUGGGGUAUUUUGCUCGUUUAAUCUAGCAGAUAUAAAGAGGUGAGAUUUGUACAGUAAAUUAAUUCCCAUGAUGGAUUUAGAGAUUUUAUGUUGUAGUCAACAUUGUGAUUUUUUUUUUUUUUUUUGAGUUUCAGCUGAUUAUUUCAUGGGGUGCUAUUCAGCCUACUAGAAAUGUACAAUAAGACUCUUUAGGCAGUGAGAAGGCUUUUAAAUAAUGUACAGUACAAACAUAUCAUAUACCUCAAAACUACACGGGCAAUAGAAUUUUUACUUUAUUUUUCAUAUCUUACAGCUUUUGCAAAUUGCUUUCAAAAUAACAGUUGAAGCUUCAGCCACCAAAAGGCGUAAAAGUUCACAUAUUUACUUUCAAUUUGCAAAGAAAGUACUACUUGAACUUUGAUAUUACUGUAAAAUCAGGGACAUUUUUAACUAAUUUAAUGUUCAUCUUCUAAACCUGUAUUCGUCUUUUUUUUCCCCACAUUCAGGGACUCAUCUUUGCAUCCUGAAUCCCAACAGCAUUCUUGUUUCUUACAGUUCAUGCAGGAAAAUGUGAUUUUUGUGGGGUUAAAAAGGUGCGAUCUAGCAAAGUUCUCUUUAAGGAUAGACUUUCAAAUUUAAUUGGAACAAAUAUGCACUGAGUUAACUAAAGGGAAUGAUAUAUGAACUUGUGAGUCAAGGCAAGGGCAGCGAUUACUGUAGCUGUAUGUCUGUGUGCUUGUGUAUAGACAAAUUAUUUAUAACUACUAAGCAAUUAUUUCUUCUCUCUCUUUAUAUUCCAUUUAAUUGAACCAAUGUAAUUAGUCAAAUUAUUGUAACAACUCACCAUAUUGUCUCCACAUGUUAACUUUCUGAAAGCACUUCAGUUCUUUUAAGGUAAAGAAGUUUGUAACUAAAAAAUAGCAAAAGGUUUUAUUUAAAAAUAUAUGUUUUUAAAAAUUAUAAAUUAUGUUACAUUGUACAUACCAAGAAUUUGUAUUGCAGGAGUAUAACUCAUCCUUUGAUAUUCAUGUUAGACUCUUAUAUUGGCCCAUGGCUUCUCAUUUGUUGUCUUCAGAAAAUAAAAACUGGAGUUUUCCAUGUUCAGUGACAA